Molecule: messenger RNA, 1598 nt
Organism: Chenopodium quinoa (quinoa)
Lineage: Eukaryota; Viridiplantae; Streptophyta; Magnoliopsida; Caryophyllales; Amaranthaceae
Product: plant cysteine oxidase 5-like
Exons: 6
Coding region: 436-1182 (248 amino acids)
Molecular function (GO): oxidoreductase activity, acting on single donors with incorporation of molecular oxygen, incorporation of two atoms of oxygen
Source: RefSeq, a predicted model, not a curated record
UGGCAUCUGUUGUUUAGACACCAGCCCAAAAAGGAGCAUACCAUUUCAAUUAAACUAAUCAAUUUUUACAACAAAAUCCAAACUUUAGGAAACCAACCAAAUUAGACAAGAGGUGCAUCCCUUUUUGGCUCCGGGUCUGGGCAGACCAGGCACCUCUCUCUUUCUCUCUCCUAAAUUUCAUCAUUCUUCUUCUUGCUAUGGCUGUUCUUCUUCCCUGACAUAUAUUCUCUCUUCUUUCUUCUUUUUCACACAAAUUAUAGAGUUUAUAGUUAACUAUUAACAAACCCCUCUUUCUUUUCUUGGUCAUCCUAUCAACAGGACAUAUAUUCAUGCAUUUUCUUUCUUGAAGUGAUCGAUAAAAAUCACAUCUUUUUGGUGUUUGGUGUUCAAUCUUGUGAGUGGUGGGCUGUUUUUUGGCUUAAGCCCGACCACAUCAUGCCUGUUAUGAAGAAAAUAUACAAUGCUUGCAAGGAUUCAUUCACACCUACCGGUCCAAUCUCUGAGGAGGCUCUUGAUAAAGUUCGUGCAAUUUUAGAUGACUUAAAGCCUGUGAAUGUGGGUCUUGAGCAGGAUGCAGUAGCAGCGCAAAAAUGGAAACCUAUUUCUAAUGGAAGCAAUGGAAGAAAAGGUCGCAGUGGCAACCAGCAGCAGUAUCCUCCUCCCAUAAAGUAUCUGCACAUACAUGAAUGUGAAAAAUUCUCUAUAGGAAUUUUCUGCAUGCCACCCUCAUCAAUCAUACCUCUGCACAACCAUCCUGGAAUGACUGUGUUAAGCAAGCUUGUAUAUGGCACCUUACUUGUAAAGUCAUAUGAUUGGGUUGACAUACCUGAGCUCCCUGAAUCUUGCCGAGCUAGACCUGCUAAAUUGGUUAGAGACUGUGAAAUGAGAGCUCCUUGUAGUACAACCGUUUUGUAUCCGACAAAAGGUGGCAACAUCCAUUGUUUUAUGGCAAUAACGCCCUGUGCCAUCUUUGACAUCCUUACCCCUCCAUAUUCUUCAGAGGAUGGACGACACUGCUCUUAUUUCCGGAGAGUUCCUGAUAAAGGAUUGCCGGAUGAUAUUGGUCAACAACUAGAGGGUGUAAAUCUCGACGAAAUUGUUUGGUUAGAAGAGACUCCGCCUCCAGAAAACUUUGUGGUUUUGCGUGGGCAGUAUAAAGGUCCUGUGGUGAAGAAGUCUUAGGGUUUUGUCGGGUCAUAUGUACAAUAUCAUAUUGAAGUAUUGAACAGACGGGCACUGAACAAUGGGGAGAAAGCUGUUUCAGACUUUCAGGUGGUUCAGGGAUUUCUCACGCUGCUGAGUUGUAAUAAUUGCUUUGAGAAGCCGAGAUGACAGUCUGAAAUACUGGAGGGGUGUUAACUUGUACAUAUAGAUUCACUUGGAACUAAGACAACUCAUUUGUCACAGGUGAUAGCUUGAUAGUCUGCUUUGACUCGUUAAAUCCACAGCUUACCUUGUUCAUUAUCUGUAUUUGUCGGCACUAUUUAUCCUUACAAACUAUUUAAUCACCUUCUCUUCUGUCUUUAUUAUAGGAGCUUAUAUAGGUUGCAUUGAAUUUCCAUUUAUAUAUAUUGGUGAGAUUGCUGUUUAGCUUUUCA